GUAACGUGCACUUCCAGAAUUUCGUGAGGAGGUCGCGGUUUUCAGCUGGCGGUGAACGAUCCCCGUGAAUUUUUGACUAGAGAGGAAAACGAGAACAACAUGAAGCACCAGGCUGCAACGGAUGGCGUGAAGACCCCGCUCCUAGCCCCAGGAGCGUACGAGGAGCCUCUUAGAGGAGCGGCCAACCCUGAGCUCCCGGAAGAUUCGAAGCCAGAAGCUCCGGCUAAAGGAGAGCCGAAGCUUCCGGAGGAGAAGGAAUCAGAGACCCCGAUAGACUCGAUGUCGAAGGUUUCUGCUGAUUCGAAAGCAGAAGCGGCUUCCCCGUCGGAAAAACCAACCAAGCCCCCGAGGAAAUCGGAAUCGAAGGCUGAGCCCAAAUCCAAGCCGAAAGAGGAAUCCAUGCGAUCCCAUGACCAGGAAGCGCAAUGCGGGCCUACUGUGCAUAGCCUAGAUCGUGCACUUCAGAGGAAGAUUGAGCUCAGAAAAAUGUCGGGAAUAGCGAAGGAGUUCCUCCGAGGAGCUCAGAGUCUCAACGCAUUAAUCGACGAGAUGAGUCGGAUCGACGAUCCGGACCAGAAUGCCGGCGAUCAGGACCGCAAUAUCGUGUCGAAACCUAGGGCAGCAGAAGCAAAGUACAGGAAUCUCAAGGGCGAUGAGAUGAGUACCGGGAAAAUCCUGAGGUGUUUCCGGAAAUACGACGCCAUUUUCGGCUCAGAAUCUCGCAGUGGAGCGACGUUCUUGGACGCCGUCAGCGUCGAAAACCGGAACAUAAUCAACGUGAUACUUUGCCUAGAGUUCUACGAAGAGCGAAUGAGCAACCUCCUCAUGCAUCAGCCGAAUUACAUCCCCGCGGAAAACUUGGAACAGCUCCACGCGACGUUGAGGAAAUCGGCCGAGCGGUGGUUCGACUGCGUAUCGGCAAUUGACGCCACGGGAACAAGUGAAAAGUUCCGAGAGAAACUCUUGUCGCAGAUAGACAGGAGUUACCUUCAGUUCCAUUUGACAAACGAAACGACGAGAAUGACGCAGAUGCUGCGCACCCCGCUUCUCUUGAGCUUCACUUGCGUGACCUUAUUCUUCGCUGCCGAGGUUCUGAGAUGGCUAGGUAUCGUUCUCCUGGAUGACGUUCUCAACACGUUCGCCGGUGCACUGACAAUCAUCCUACUCGCAUGGGUGUACAGCAGAAGUACAGGAAACGUUGUCGAGCUGGGAGACGCCAUCGAUGAUAGAGUGGACAAAGUGUGGAUGAAGAUCAAAGAGAACGUCGAAAGAUUCAGCUCGCGGGUGCUCGAGCGGCUUGGUAAGAGAGAUCAUGAGGACGAUUUGACGAAUUCAGAUGUCCACACCGCAGCGGAUCCCGUCACAGGCAAAGCAGAAAAAACAGCGGCUUAGCGCGCCGAGUUCUCGUCUCGAGCAAGACCUGCUCCAGGAGCCUCUCGUUCUCGAUAGGGUCUUUUUUCCCCAUAUGAACUCACACCUUUCAUUUUGAAUGAUAACUCACGGAAACAAUGCAAUAAAUUAUAAUGACUCGUGUAUCGCGUAUAGUGCGAGAGAGGUA
Messenger RNA from Galendromus occidentalis (western predatory mite), 1558 nucleotides. RefSeq lists its product as uncharacterized. The transcript is spliced from 5 exons. NCBI's taxonomy places the organism in Eukaryota, Metazoa, Arthropoda, Arachnida, Mesostigmata, Phytoseiidae. Bases 100 to 1392 code for a protein of 430 amino acids. The record is from RefSeq and is a predicted model, not a curated record.